UAUUUUCUCAACCAGUACCGAAGCGACACGUGUACAUCACCAACAGCUACAAUACUCACGUUCCUCUCUAGCAAAAUCUUUCAGUGGAUCAUCAUAUUAUAGCAUAUCAAAUCUCCACUCCACCACAACCACCAGCGGAACCUAUUUUGCGCCUAAGCUUCUACACCGGAGAGAGCACCAUGGCAACUGUAAUAGCUGCACAUUUAGUUUCCAGGAGCUCACACUUGAGCAUCCAUGCAUUAGAGACUAAGGCUAAUAAGUUGUCUCACACUGGACCCUGGACCCAAACUAUCACUCCCAAUGGUUUAAGGUCCCUCAACACUAUGGAUAAACUCCAAAUGAAGACACAAUCAAAAGCAGUGAAAAAGGUCUCUGCCACCGGCAAUGGUAGGCCUGCUGCCAAAAUUAUUUGUGGUCAUGGAAUGAAUUUAAUCUUUGUUGGAGCUGAAGUUGGUCCCUGGAGCAAAACUGGUGGACUUGGUGAUGUUCUUGGAGGACUCCCCCCUGCCAUGGCCGCAAGAGGGCACCGCGUCAUGACAGUGUCUCCCCGCUAUGACCAGUACAAGGAUGCUUGGGAUACCUCUGUAUCGGUGGAGAUUAAAAUUGGAGAUAGAAUUGAAACUGUCCGCUUCUUCCACUCCUACAAAAGAGGAGUUGAUCGGGUCUUCGUGGAUCAUCCAAUGUUCCUUGAGAAGGUAUGGGGCAAAACUGGAUCUAAAAUAUAUGGCCCAAGAGCAGGUUUGGAUUACCAGGACAACCAACUGCGAUUUAGCUUGUUAUGCCUUGCUGCUCUGGAGGCACCGAGAGUUCUGAACUUGAACAGCAGCAAAAAUUUCUCAGGACCCUACGGAGAAGAAGUUGCCUUCAUUGCCAACGACUGGCACACUGCUCUGCUUCCAUGUUAUCUAAAAGCCAUUUACCAACCUAUGGGGAUUUACAAACACGCCAAGGUUGCCUUUUGCAUCCACAACAUUGCAUAUCAGGGAAGAUUUGCCUUCUCAGACUUCCCACGACUUAAUCUGCCAGAUAAAUUCAAAAGCUCUUUUGACUUUAUCGAUGGGUAUGAGAAGCCCGUGAAGGGAAGGAAAAUCAAUUGGAUGAAGGCCGGGAUAUUGGAAUCAGACAGGGUUUUGACUGUGAGCCCAUACUAUGCCCAAGAAGUCAUCUCUGGAGUUGAAAGAGGCGUCGAGCUGGAUAACUUCAUUCGUAAAACUGGCAUUGCUGGUAUUAUAAAUGGCAUGGACGUCCAGGAGUGGAAUCCUGUUACAGAUAAAUACAUUGACAUCCACUACGAUGCCACAACUGUUAUGGACGCAAAACCUUUGUUGAAGGAAGCCCUUCAAGCAGAAGUCGGAUUGCCUGUUGAUAGGAAUGUUCCUUUGAUAGGCUUCAUUGGUAGAUUAGAAGAGCAGAAGGGUUCAGAUAUUUUUGUUGCAGCUAUUUCCCAAUUGGUUGAACACAAUGUGCAGAUAGUAAUCCUUGGAACUGGCAAAAAGAAAUUUGAGAAGCAGAUUGAGCAUCUGGAGGUUUUGUACCCUGACAAGGCAAGAGGAGUUGCAAAAUUCAAUGUGCCGUUGGCGCACAUGAUCACAGCUGGUGCAGACUUUAUGCUGGUUCCAAGUAGAUUUGAGCCCUGUGGUCUCAUUCAGUUGCAUGCUAUGCGAUAUGGAACAGUUCCCAUUGUUGCUUCUACUGGUGGUCUUGUUGAUACUGUUAAAGAAGGUUACACAGGAUUCCAAAUGGGGGCCUUGCGCGUUGAAUGUGACAAAAUUGAUUCAGCAGAUGUAGCUGCGAUAGUUAAAACUGUGGCAAGAGCUCUUGGCACUUAUGCUACCGCUGCAUUAAGAGAAAUGAUCCUGAAUUGCAUGGCCCAAGACUUGUCAUGGAAGGGACCAGCCAGAAUGUGGGAGAAAAUGCUCCUGGACCUGGAAGUUGCUGGCAGCGAACCUGGCACUGAAGGGGAGGAGAUCGCUCCUCUUGCUAAGGAGAACGUUCCCACGCCUUGAGCAGCAAGGAUAAUAUUAAUCUUGACGGUGUAGAAAUAUUGACAUUUAUGGAUAUACGUUAACGCGCAGAUAAAUAUCCAUUCCAGUAGGCUAGUCUGCUGGGAUCAAAGGCACCCUUUGUUUUUCUAUUCCAACGGCCAUGAUUUCUUUGUGAAGGGUGAAUGGUGUCUGAAUCAGUGUUAAAGAGAAUUUACAACUAACGUAUUACAGCCUUUGCCUGGCGUUAUGUGCGUAAAUAAAGGUUCAUCUUCUGACA
Manihot esculenta (cassava) is the source of this 2262-nucleotide messenger RNA. Its product is annotated as granule-bound starch synthase 1, chloroplastic/amyloplastic-like. The transcript has 14 exons. The record is from RefSeq and is a predicted model, not a curated record. The coding region runs from base 180 to 2006 and encodes 608 amino acids. Gene Ontology annotation, molecular function: alpha-1,4-glucan glucosyltransferase (UDP-glucose donor) activity. NCBI's taxonomy places the organism in Eukaryota, Viridiplantae, Streptophyta, Magnoliopsida, Malpighiales, Euphorbiaceae.